UCGACCCUCUCGUCCCUCCUUGUCUCUGCUUCUUGACUGUAUUCUUUUAAUUUAAUCCUUUUCUUUCCUCUUUUUCUUCUUCUCCCCUUCCGUCAUAAUGUCCAUCUGGGAUUCGUUCAGCGGCCGCAAGCAGCCCAAGGGCCCCGAAUUCGACGCUUCGUCCGCCCCCGAUGCCAGCUCCUUCUUCUCAGAUGUCGCCAUUCCCGACCCGACGCAGUUGCAUCCUCUGUCCGGCCUGAACCAGGACACGCUCGACUACAUCACCCUCGAAGAUUCCGCCCUCGACGAGCUCCCCGGCUCGCGAUCAGUCCUACCGUCGCGAGGAUGGUCCGAUGACCUGUGUUACGGCGCCGGCACCACCUAUCUCGCCGCGCUGACCGUGGGAGGAGCCUGGGGGUUGGCGGAAGGAUUGAAUAAGACCCCCGCGACCGCACCCCCGAAGAUUCGACUGAACGGUGUCCUGAACUCGGUCACGCGGCGAGGCCCGUUCCUCGGUAACUCCGCCGGCGUGGUGGCGAUGGUAUACAAUGGCUUCAACUCCGGGAUUGGCUAUGCCCGCGGCAAGCACGACUCGGCCAACAGCAUUAUGGCCGGUGCUCUGAGCGGAAUGCUCUUCAAGAGCACCCGGGGUCUGAAGCCGAUGAUGAUCUCCGGCGGGAUCGUGGCGACGAUCGCCGGUGGCUGGGCGGUCGUGAGAAAGAGCUUUUUGUAAUCGCCAACGAGCCCGAAUCCCUCGCGGAACGAACCGAGUUCACCUCCUUAUGUCCACCGUCGUUUUCAGCCAAGCGGGAGGGUGUUGUAUUAUCUACUUUAUUUUCCCUUGUUUUCUCUUUCUUUGGUUCACGCUGUAUUAGAACGAUUCCUUUUUCGUCCCGACUCUCUUCGCUCCGGCGCUCGAAGCAUCUUGAUUUUUGCACAAAUUCCCCAUGGGUGGGACCGGCAUGGUAAUGGGUUUUGAUAGCUUUUCCUGUACAUAUAGCGGUCUCCUGCGGUUUUUAAUGAGCUGGGAGCUCUCAAUGAAAAACAUCAAAGGUGAUUCUGGUCCUGG
Aspergillus steynii IBT 23096 is the source of this 1048-nucleotide messenger RNA. RefSeq names its product protein transporter TIM23. Gene Ontology annotation, cellular component: mitochondrial inner membrane; TIM23 mitochondrial import inner membrane translocase complex. The transcript has 2 exons. The record is from RefSeq and is a predicted model, not a curated record. Lineage: Eukaryota; Fungi; Ascomycota; Eurotiomycetes; Eurotiales; Aspergillaceae. Gene Ontology annotation, biological process: protein import into mitochondrial matrix. Gene Ontology annotation, molecular function: transmembrane protein transporter activity. The coding region runs from base 98 to 712 and encodes 204 amino acids.